CUGAGGUAGUGCAGGACUGCUAUAAAAGGCAGCCCCAGUCUCUGCUCUCUCAUCCACUUCUCUCACCUCCUUCUCCUCAGGAAUCCUCAGGUGCACCUGUGACCCCGAGCCAUGUCUUGCUGCAAGCCCUGCGACCCUUGCUGCCAGCCCUGCGGCCCCUGCCCGCUGGCCAGCAGCUGCAAUGAGUGCUGUGUCAGGCAGUGCCAGAGCUCCCAUGUCGUCAUUGAGCCGCCUGCUGUGCUGGUGACCCUGCCCGGCCCCGUCCUCAGCUCCUUCCCACAGAACACCGCCGUGGGAUCCUCCACCUCCGCUGCCGUUGGCAACAUCCUCAGCUGUGGUGGAGUGCCCAUCAGCUCCGGGGGCUUUGACAUCUCCUGCAUCACCAACUGCUAUGGUGGCAGCAGAUGUCGUCCUUGCUAAAUCUGCUUCUGGCAACAUCCUCAGGCAAGAACCUCCAGUACCUCACAACGUGGUUCUGGGCAGAACAUGAUUCUGGUCAGGAAACAGAGCUUUUGGACAUUCUAUUUACAGCUUUAGGAUGAUGUUUCUUUCUCCUACUAUUCCAUCUUCUUUCUGUGCUGUCCAUUUGUCCCCAGGCCAGCC
This is a messenger RNA of Parus major (Great Tit), 603 nucleotides long. RefSeq names its product feather keratin Cos2-2-like. Gene Ontology annotation, molecular function: structural constituent of cytoskeleton. The coding region runs from base 112 to 420 and encodes 102 amino acids. Gene Ontology annotation, cellular component: intermediate filament. NCBI's taxonomy places the organism in Eukaryota, Metazoa, Chordata, Aves, Passeriformes, Paridae. The record is from RefSeq and is a predicted model, not a curated record. The transcript has 2 exons.